Messenger RNA from Eptesicus fuscus (big brown bat), 1845 nucleotides. RefSeq names its product synapsin II (gene SYN2). Gene Ontology annotation, molecular function: ATP binding. Gene Ontology annotation, biological process: neurotransmitter secretion. Bases 4 to 1071 code for a protein of 355 amino acids. The record is from RefSeq and is a predicted model, not a curated record. The transcript has 10 exons. NCBI's taxonomy places the organism in Eukaryota, Metazoa, Chordata, Mammalia, Chiroptera, Vespertilionidae. Gene Ontology annotation, cellular component: synaptic vesicle; synaptic vesicle membrane.
GAUAUGCAGGUACUCCGGAAUGGCACAAAGGUUGUCCGGUCCUUCCGGCCAGAUUUUGUGCUCAUCCGGCAGCAUGCAUUUGGCAUGGCGGAGAAUGAGGACUUCCGCCACCUGAUCAUUGGCAUGCAGUAUGCAGGCCUCCCCAGCAUCAACUCACUUGAAUCCAUUUACAACUUCUGUGACAAGCCAUGGGUGUUUGCCCAGCUGGUGGCCAUCUACAAGACAUUGGGAGGAGAAAAGUUCCCACUAAUUGAGCAGACAUACUACCCCAACCACAAAGAGAUGCUGACAUUGCCCACAUUCCCUGUGGUGGUGAAGAUUGGCCAUGCUCACUCGGGCAUGGGAAAGGUCAAAGUGGAAAACCACUACGACUUCCAGGACAUUGCUAGCGUGGUAGCCCUCACCCAGACCUACGCCACAGCAGAGCCUUUCAUUGACGCCAAGUAUGACAUCCGGGUCCAGAAGAUAGGCAACAAUUACAAGGCUUACAUGAGGACAUCAAUCUCAGGAAACUGGAAGACGAACACUGGCUCUGCAAUGCUGGAACAGAUCGCCAUGUCAGACAGGUACAAGCUGUGGGUAGAUACCUGCUCUGAAAUGUUUGGUGGCCUGGACAUCUGUGCUGUCAAAGCUGUGCAUGGCAAAGAUGGGAGAGACUACAUUUUUGAGGUCAUGGACUGCAGUAUGCCGCUAAUUGGGGAACACCAGGUAGAGGACAAACAACUCAUCACCGAACUAGUCAUCAGCAAGAUGAACCAGCUGCUGUCUAGGACCCCUGUCCUGUCUCCUCAGAGACCCUUAACUACCCAGCAGCCACAGCUGCCGGGCGGCCCCACCACCCACGGAUAUGCACCCUCCAGCAGCAGCUCCCUGGCAGAGGCCCAGCCACCCCCGGCUGCUCCACCACAGAAGCCCCAGCCUCACCCACAGCUCAACAAGUCGCAGUCCCUGACAAAUGCCUUCAGCUUCUCUGAGUCCUCCUUCUUCCGGUCUUCAGCCAAUGAGGAUGAAGCCAAAGCAGAGACCAUCAGGAGCUUGAGGAAGUCCUUUGCCAGCCUCUUUUCAGAUUAGCUCUUCAGACACGUGGGCACCUGGCCUAACCGGGAAAGGCAUCUGAGACAUUUGCCAACAACAGUCAGCCACGUUUGGUAGUGAUGUCCCAUGACCUUGACUUGUGUGGCCCCUUCCUCUGCUCCAUUGUGCUAAGUGAUGUGCAGCUCAGAAAAGAUCAUGUGAAGGUCUCAGGGCAGGUGCCUAAUCAGCAAGGGGCACCUGACAUCAGAGAGAAUAGAGCUGCUUUUCUGUAGUUAUGAGAGCAUUCUCUGAGGUCAUCGUUUGGUGUGAGUUUAGUGGCCUUAUUGUGACAGCGCCAUCAUGUCUUAUUCUUCCUUGUGAAACCAGGACUCCCUUCAUUGAGGACUCCUGGUAGCUUAACCUAACUCAGAUGCAGUGCUAAGCAUGCCCCCUCUCCUUUAGUCAAUGCUGCCUAUGUGGGGAGUAUAUACUUAACCCAAAAUAUUCUUGGUGUUAGGAACUUACCCACACCUGGAUCCCUUGUCAGACACACCUGAUUAGCUGUUGAAAACACACCUGCCCAGCACAUGAGAUUCCUUGACUGCUGUCAUAGUGAAGCACCUUUAGUCUACUGAUACUGGAGAGAACAAGGAUCUGCAGUUUUCCCCUUUCCCUCUCUGGAGUGCAGUUCUUUUGUGUGUGCUGCAGUGAUCUUGAGCUCCGAAGCUGCUCUGUGGAGAAUGCAUGACACUGUAACAGCAGUAUAACAACUUUUGUGUUCAUCUCAAAAUAAAUGUUAAGACAUUUGGUGUAAUAAAAACAGCAGCAUUA